GGCGCCGAAAGGACUGUUCAGAAUUUUUAUUCGUUCACCUCUCAUCAGACUGACCGUAAGCAAGGUAUGGGAGUGGGAAAGAGGAGGUUGAAAAGACACUGGAGCUCCCGAUGUAAAAAGGACUGCCGGCAAUAUGCGCCGGUGGAGCGAAUUACCGCAUCAGGAAGGUCUUCCACCGCACACAACCGCCCCAUGCGAGCAAACGACGAUGUAUAAGUAUCUCACCACCGGUGCCUGACAGACGUCACAAAACAUCGUAUAUCAUCAUAACACUUCGUCGCCAUCAGCUUCCAAAUCCCACCACAAUCAUGUCGAACACGAUCACCGUGACCCUACCCCAGCUAGCGAAGAUGAUCGACCACUCCCUCCUACACCCAACGAUGACAGAUGCCGACAUCCUAGCCGGCCUGAAGAUCGCCCGCGACAACCACGUGGCAACUGCCUGCGUCAAGCCCUACCUCAUUCCGCUAGCAAAGGAAGAGCUCGCCGGCUCGGACGUCCUAGUCUGCCCAGUCAUCGGCUUCCCGCACGGCAACAGCACCACGGAAAUCAAGGUCCUUGAAGCCACUGCUGCAGUGAAGGCGGGCGGAAAUGAGAUCGAUAUGGUCGUCAACGUCGGCAAGGUCCUCAGCGGGGACUGGGAGUACGUCACCGAGGAGAUCAGGCAGAUCAACGAAGCCGUAACCGCCAACGGCGCGAUCCUCAAAGUCAUCUUUGAGAAUGAUUACCUGCAAGCCGAGCAUAUUGCCCGGCUGUGUGAGGUCUGCACGCAGCUCGAUGUUGCCUUUGUCAAGACCUCGACAGGCUAUGGGUUUGUCAAGCAGAGCGAUGGCUCGUACAAUUACAAGGGUGCGACCGCUAAGGAUCUCAAGCUGAUGAGGGAGAAGAGUGGCGCGAAGGUACAGAUCAAGGCGGCGGGAGGCGUGAGAACAUUGGACGAUCUGCUGCAUGUGAUGAGCCUAGGCGUCACUCGCAUCGGUGCCACGGCGACGGUGGCGAUUCUCGAGGAGGCGAAGAAGCGUGGUAUUGGCAAUGAGCCCGUCGAAGUUGCUUUCAAGCCCAUGGUCGAGGAGGGAAGCACAGGUGGCUACUAGGAGUUUGUUAUGGCCUUUCUUCCUUCAUGUGUUAUAGGUGCAAGGUGAUUCGCGGGUAGUCUUCAUGUCGCUAUGGGUGUUUAACUUCUUCGCCAGCGAAUGCAUCAUUCUCAAGAUCCCACAUCCAUGUCUGCUCCAAGAUAGGGAAACCGUCUAAAGUUGGCGGCCACAGAAACGGGUUCUCUGCGGUUUCUUCGGCCCCUCCCUCAGGUUGGGGUGCAUAAGAUAGCAAUG
This is a messenger RNA of Aspergillus homomorphus CBS 101889, 1328 nucleotides long. Its product is annotated as 2-deoxyribose-5-phosphate aldolase. Bases 309 to 1094 code for a protein of 261 amino acids. Gene Ontology annotation, cellular component: cytoplasm. The transcript has a single exon. NCBI's taxonomy places the organism in Eukaryota, Fungi, Ascomycota, Eurotiomycetes, Eurotiales, Aspergillaceae. Gene Ontology annotation, biological process: carbohydrate catabolic process; deoxyribonucleotide catabolic process. Gene Ontology annotation, molecular function: deoxyribose-phosphate aldolase activity. The record is from RefSeq and is a predicted model, not a curated record.